Messenger RNA from Colletotrichum costaricense, 300 nucleotides. RefSeq lists its product as uncharacterized. The record is from RefSeq and is a predicted model, not a curated record. The transcript has a single exon. Bases 1 to 300 code for a protein of 99 amino acids. Lineage: Eukaryota; Fungi; Ascomycota; Sordariomycetes; Glomerellales; Glomerellaceae.
AUGAGGGCAUUUCGACAACAGAAGGACGCAGUCCUCGUAUGGGUGAACGUACUCAGCAUUGACCAACAAAACUCUGUAGAGAAGAUGCAGAGAAUUCAACUCAUGACCAGAAUCUACAGCUCGGCCAAGUCUGUCGCCAUCUGGCUGGGACCUGAAGCAGAUGAGAGUGGCACUGCCACAAGGGUUUUAAGAGAGGUUGCUCGGAAACCAGAUGUCAGAGACUUCACGUCACUUCAUUCAUCGGGCGAAAGGAAGGCUGAAGUUCGCGUUGCCAUCUCUCUCUUUGAGAGGGAUUAUUAA